AAAAGUAUUUAGCCAUGCCCCUUACAGCAGUGACCAAUCGCAGUAUUUCCAAGAUGUGAUUGACACAGUAGACAACGAAUGGGCUAAUUUGUACGUCAUCCUCCGAAAGGGAGUGGAUGAACAUCAUCAAGUUCGGGUGCAAGACACAGCUACUCAAUGGAAGAAGCCUGGCUGGACGAGACUACACUAGUCCUCAAAUGUACCACCGACCGUUCUUGUGCACUACUGGGGAGGGUUGACAUUGCUAGUUGUAAAUGACGAUGCGACAUUGUAUUGGACGCUCUGACUUAAUUGGGCUCACAUUAACAUAGCUAGCGUUUUGCUCCACCUGGAUACGGUCUCCCAGAGGACUACGGUGAGACAAAACACAGCAGAAGUCAGCGAGCGGUCAGUAGCCUGGGCUGGUAUCAUUGCAUCCAUCCCCGAAAGUGACGCGACCAAAUAGACCCAAGCAGCUGAAAGGCGCAGGUGCCAUGACGGGGUUGGGGGCAGAGGAUGACAUCCCGCUGGGCGAGAGGAAAACGGUCACAGACUUCUGCUAUCUGCUGGACAAGUCGAAGCAGCUCUUCAAUGGCCUCAGAGAUCUGCCCCAGUAUGGGCACAAGCAGUGGCAGUCCUACUUCGGCCGCACGUUUGACGUCUACACCAAGCUGUGGAAGUUCCAGCAGCAGCACAGACAGGUGCUGGACAAUCGGUACGGCCUUAAACGAUGGCAGAUCGGGGAGGUGGCCUCCAAGAUUGGCCAACUGUACUACCACUACUACCUCCGCACGUCGGAAACCAGCUACCUGAACGAAGCCUUCUCCUUCUACUCGGCCAUCCGCCAGCGCUCCUACUACUACCAGGUCAGCAAGGAGGAGAGGCCUGAGUUGGUCGUGAAGAAGCUGAGGUACUAUGCCCGCUACAUCGUGGUGUGUUUGCUCCUAAACAAGAUGGACCUCGUGAAAGUUUUGGUGAAGGAGCUGUCUGAGGAGAUCGAGGACUACACCCAGCGGUUUAACACUGAGGACCAGCUAGAGUGGAACCUGGUGCUGCAGGAGGUGGCUGCCUUUGUGGAGGCGGACCCGGUGAUCGUGCUGAAUGACGACAACGCCGUGGUGGUCACGUCCAAUCGGCUGCUGGAGGGAGGCGUGCCCCCGCUGGAACAGGGCAUGGUGGUUGGUCAGCUCACCCUGGCCGACGCCCUCAUCAUCGGCAACUGCACCGCUCAGGAUAACAUGGAAGUAAAGGUGAAGUUCAGUGAGCUGACCGUUGACAUGUUCCGUAUGCUGCAAGCCCUGGAGAGAGAGCCAGUCAACCUGGCCACACAGACCAGCAAGACCGGGACCUUGGAGCCCAAUGAGAAGCCAGCCAAGAGGGAGAACCCUCACAAGUACCUACUCUACAAGCCCACCUUCAGCCAGCUCUACACCUUCCUCUCGGCCUCCUUCAAGGAGCUGCCAGCCAAUAGCGCGCUACUAGUCUAUCUCUCUGCCUCUGGAGUCUUCCCCGCUACACGCAAUGAGUUUGAAGGCCCCUAUGAUGUUGGUGGUGUGCUGACCAACACCAACCGUGACGUGGUAAACGGAGAGACCAUGCAGAAGAGAAACCAGGCCCAAAAAGAGAUGCACUGCCUCCACCCUGGCGACCUGUACCCCUUCACAAGGAAGCCCCUGUUCGUCGUGGUCGACUCGUCCAACAGCACGGCCUACAAGAAUUUCACUAAUCUCUUCGGACAGCCAAUCGUCUGCCUCCUCUCCCCUACGGCCUACCCUAAGAGCAUGCAAGACCAGUCUCAGCGGGGCAGCCUCUUCACCCUCUUCCUGUACAACCCCCUCAUGGGCUUCCUGUCUGUGUGUGGACUCAGCAGCAUGCGCCGGGGAUUGUGGGAAAAAGCCCAGGAGUUCCUUCGUAAGGUGUACCGUGACAUCGGCCAGCUGAUCACACGCUCACGGGCCAUAGACCAAGCCUUCUUGCAGUUCUAUGGGGAUGAGUUUCUGCGGUUGCUGAUGAUUCGGUUUGUGUUCUGCUCAGCGACACUCCGACUGCACAAACUCUUCCGGGAAUCUCGGAGCUUUCCGGAUUCUUACCCCCAGCUUCCAAAACAAGACACAAUAGAGAACACCGCCCUUCAGAAACACGUGCAUGAACUAGCUGCCAUGUUGGACGUACAGAACCUCUUCUGUGACAGCACGCUGGAUAACUAUUGACCAUAUCGACUAUAAAACACACACACACACACACACACACACACACACACACACACCCACACACACAUACUUUACAGACAAAAAGGCAAACAUCUCUAUUAAGAUCUUUGCAUAUUUCUUCUGAAUGAACUUUGCUGUUUUAUCUAAUCUUAUUUAGUGCUAGGUUAUUCUUUGCCAAAUGUUUUUUUUGUGGAGAUGUUCAACCUUGCAGUCCACUUAUUAUUUCACAUCUCAAGACCGCUCUUGAAGCAGUGACAAUGGAAACAGUCAAAUAUGUCCGCUGGCAGCUCUCUUAACCGUAGCUGUAAAGGUAAACAAAAUAGGCACCCUUUGAGAACAGAAUAGAGAAGAAGAAAAAGUAUCACUAGUAUAGAGGGAAAACUCCGGAAAGACACCACUGCCUGUUUUGAUUCCAGCUCUUCUCCUCUCCUCCGGUAGUCUUUGGACUCCAUGUUCGCAAAGUUUACACGCCUCGUCAUCCUCUGACUUCUCUCUUGCAUGUGCAUUCGAUCGUCUUUGACACUCUGAUGUUAAUGGCUUGCCUUUCUUUGUCCUCUUGAGUUUCUUAACGCCAUUUUGUCGUCUUCUGUACUAACUUGAGUCUGACCAACUUGAGCCACAGCCCUUUUGGAAGAAGCUCUUCUGUGGUAUGAGCCCCUUGUGUUUCGGGAUGAAUUCUCCAGUCCAACGGUUCCUCGCCGGACUGGGAUGCAUUUAAGAGGGCGUGUGUGUCGUCUAAACGUUUGUGGAGUUUUAAAUGAUAUAUUCCACCGAAGAGGAUAUUUUAGCACGUUUGCCAGUAGUGUGUGUCCCUGUCCAUAGAAACGAUUUUAUAUUCCACUGUCCGGUGUAUAUGUGGUGGACUAUACUAUCCAAAAAGGAUUAUCUUGUUUUUGAAGCUCAACGGAAGAGUGACGAACAAAGCAAAUAUCCCUAUACAAAUAUAGAUAUGUAUAUAAGUGUGUAUAGACCUGGGGGAAAAAUUAACAUGUGAGGCUGCAAGAUGUUUUUAUUUCUGUCUUUCAUGUAGCUGAGGUUCCUUUAAUGGUA
Clupea harengus (Atlantic herring) is the source of this 3239-nucleotide messenger RNA. It is a transcript of the gene scai, whose product is annotated as suppressor of cancer cell invasion. Gene Ontology annotation, biological process: DNA-templated transcription. The record is from RefSeq and is a predicted model, not a curated record. NCBI's taxonomy places the organism in Eukaryota, Metazoa, Chordata, Actinopteri, Clupeiformes, Clupeidae. Gene Ontology annotation, molecular function: transcription corepressor activity.